This is a messenger RNA of Giardia duodenalis, 5028 nucleotides long. RefSeq lists its product as uncharacterized. Gene Ontology annotation, molecular function: ubiquitin-protein transferase activity. The coding region runs from base 1 to 5028 and encodes 1675 amino acids. The record is from RefSeq and is a predicted model, not a curated record. The transcript has a single exon. Lineage: Eukaryota; Fornicata; Diplomonadida; Hexamitidae.
AUGCACCACCGCUCUGAUUGCUUUUCCAACGGCGAGUCUUCCAUUCAUUUUGCGCGCGACGAUGGCACUGUAAUGAAGUACUCUGCGGAGUACCCCUUUCGGCCACUCGGACUUCUCAAGACAGAAACCAGUUCUGGUGAUCAGCAGCUCUGUGACAUGCGCACUGUUGGAGACACUCUCUUCCUCAUUUACAUUAAAAAGACAGAACAGCAAGCAACAACUAUGACUAUUGCCAAUGAUGUUAGUACUAAAAUAUCAACAAUCACCAUCAUCACUCCUCAUCCCGCAUCGUCAUUCACCAUUUCACUUGAUGAUAUGCUGAAUCUACGGAUAACCUUUAUUAACGUUGACUCCAACGAAGAUCGUGUUCUGGCAUCCCACCGUGUCCAGAUUGACUUACGAGAGCCGCUACUUGAAUAUAAUCUCGGGUUUGCGUUUUCCUCAGACUCUGCAGACUUCCAUGUUGCACUCCCAGACUUUUAUAUAUGUGAUGUUUUAGCAACCAAAGACACCCUGGCUAUAUUGUCGUCGUCAUUUGUGAUACUUUACAGUCUUGUUGACGGGUCACAAGACCCGAUUCAGCUCUUUAUUCCGGAAACAGACGUGUCUCGGGUGGAUUCAGGUUAUACUACCUUUGGAGGGAUACAACAUCCGUUGCUUCAGGCCUACAGGCUUUUCUAUGUUGGGACGAUAAUACUUGUCCUCACGCCCAGUUGCCUUUAUCAGAUUGAGCACUUCUCUGACAAUACAGUCAGUCUCACUGUGGUCUCUAAGAUCUCAAAUAGGAUCUUAGCGUACACGGCAACAGAUAGCUUAUUUGCUCUUUGCACUUCUAGCUACACGGUCAUGUUGCUGUUCAUGCCUCCCGGAGCUGACUACUUGAGCAUCAGUGUCUAUAACAUAGCUAAUGAUGUCAACAAUCGCCUUUUUAGUCUUUCUAUGGACUACCUCGUCCAGGCUAGUCAGGCAAGUGAAGCAAGCUACCUAGAAAAACUCCCGUCCACCUGGCCAGCCACGCCUAAUCCCCUAGGUCUGGCAAUGGACAGGUAUAUGGACGGGCUUGUGACCAAAAGGUGUGUCAGAAGUGGGACAACUAACAUCUUGUCUACAUUUCCUUCACGGCCUUCUCACAGUAACAUCCGCAUCUUGCUUGUUCCGCUGCAAGGAAAGGAUUCUGUUCUUGUUACAUUUGUUCAUCUUGCUCCACCGUCUUCUCUUACUAGCUCGUCUUCUGACUUUACGGUUGUCGGGUCCUUUAUUCAUGAUCUAUCCAGUGAGUCUGAGGGAGCUCGCUUGCAGCGCGUGGAGUCUCUCUCAAAGGCUGAAGCAUCAGCAUUUUCUGGUAAAAAGGAUUCAUUCUUCAAAGAUUUAUAUGGCGGAUUUUCCCCCUAUGUGAAAAUAAAAACCGGACCCGAUGCUGUGGCAGCAAUAUCUGAGGGGUUAUUUAUCAAUCCUUCUUACUUAAAAACCAAGCCGAUUGCUUACUAUCUCCACCUCCUUGUUAAUAUAAAUGUUGCUAUCUGCAUCGCGCUAUCGAAGUUUCUUGUCACUAAUUCUCAUUUCAAUAACAUCAAGAUGGUCAAGCAUGCUAAGAUGAGCAUUCUUUACGACAUCCUAACAUUACGGGAUGACAUGCUGCACCACCUUACUUCGGAAUGGAACCACACCGUUGCUUUAUCUACUCCUGCAGAGGACCCUCAGACACGCCUCCUGCUUUCUGCAUAUGGAAGCCAGGAUGUGAUGGGCCUCUAUAGCCAUUUGUAUUAUAGCCCAACCUCUGAUCUUGGCCUUAACCCGCCAUCGAUUCACUCUGGGAAUCGCUUGUUGACUGUAUUUACGGUGGGGUUCACGAGUGGUCUGUCCAUCUAUGACUUGACGAAAGCACUAUUACUUAAAGCAAGCCCUCGGCACUACACCAAUGCAUUUACUACUAUCGAUACACUAUCCCUUGCCGAAUACACUUCCUCUUUUAGGCAUAACGUCUUCUAUGCGGAGUUUCGACUGGUUGCAUGGUCGUUGUCGUCUUCCUACCGCACUACUUUGGGCGGAAGAUGUUCUGAAAAUAUGCCUUGUCUGUCAGAUAACUUUUUAUUUGACAAGGGACCCCAUUCAAAACUGGACAAGAAACUGAAUUGGCUACCUCUGACCUCGAACUCUGCUGUUCCACACGAGAGCGUUUACCUGGCUGGUGGCACAUUACAUCACACCAUGUUUUUGAGCUCGUGUCAUGUGCCCAUGGAGACAUCCAUUCUCACGCCUUGCCCAGACUCGGUGGUAAGCGACAUCAACCAAUAUGUCGUGAAGCUCCUCUCUGCCAACAUUAACGCUAGAAACUUUUAUCUACCAAGGUUUUUCUAUACUGGAAUUACUACAUCAUCCGAUGAGGCAUCUAAGCGAAGCGUCGAAGAAGGGCAAGCUCAAACGAGCGCACCCAAUGGACCUUCUGUUGAUCAGAAGACCGUAAAUAAGAAUGCCCCUACUCAGAAACUCUAUUGCAAGUUUGACCCCAUCAUUACACUUCGUGAGUUCACCAGGCGUUUCCUCCCCGACUUUGAUCUUCUUAUGUCCAUUCUCUCAUCUCUAUUUGGCAUUCUUCUAGACGUGGUUCGCACCCAAGGCAGCAGGGCUAAGUACAUACUCCGCAUGAUUAGUUUGGAUACGGUGUUCUUGGAGCUUACGUCUCUGAAUGGAUUUGGCGGCAUGUAUUACUUUGGAAAGGAUCUGGAAGCAUCUCCGUACAGACUUAAGCUGCCCUUUUACACGCUAGGACCAGAAGCGUCCGCACUUUUUCCUAGCCGAGGAACUCUUCCUCCUCUAUUAUCAGAUUCGGCGCAUAUCAGCACUGAAUAUUAUCCCUCCCUCUUGCUGACUGGGCUGGUGGCCCAGCUCUUCUUUGAGCUACUGCAGAUCUACACGUCUGGCAUGCUGGCCAGUAACGAUUUACUUAACGUUGAAAAGCUAGCAAAUGUUACUGAGCACGUCAAUCAGGACGCAACGGUAACGUAUGCUCUCGGUCCCCUGGUGCUGAAACAAAAUACCCAAUCUACGCUUUACACGCCAGCCAUGUGCGAUGUCGGCACGGCAUUCGAUGUUCUUUUCAGUGCAACAGCACGGCCAUAUCAAAGGCUCCUCUAUUUGAACAACAUUCUUCUGAAUAUCCACUUGCUGGCCAAACUAGACAUAGCCCUGGUGGUGAGGACCCUUUACCAGCAUUGUAGCAGAAUUGCUGGACACCAGUUCACGAUCAUCAACCUUCUUAAGAUGUACGACUUCUUCUGCCACGCUGCAGAGAGCAUAAUUGAAAAUCCUAUGGAGCUCCAGAUAACGCUCAAGGUGCUUCAGGAGAGGUUUGGCACACACAUGCAAUACUAUGAUAGCAUCUUUGAAUCUAAUUUGUCCAUAAAUCAGUCAGAUUUCUCGGAAUACAUAGCAUUUUGCAAAGAAAAGAUCCCGCCCUUCUUGCUCCACCUGUAUGACAAAUCACCAACGAGAGAUUAUACGAUCGUUGUUGAGAGCUUACUGUACUCUAAUGAAGACCUAAUGUAUCGGCAGCAAAUAGUGGAUAGCUAUAGGUCCGAUCCAGUGUAUCAAGCCAAGCUGAAAGAAGACCCUAGUCACCCCAUUGUGCAGCUGAAGGAUGCAAUUUUGGAGCUCCGGCUGUAUCGCAAGUAUCGCCUCUCCUGCAACAUCACCAAGAAUAAGAUCCUUUACGGUAUGUUGGAGGCGUGCAUGAACGCUACUCCAACUACGCAGACAGUAUGCAUAACAUAUGAGAACGACCCUGGCAUUGACGGCGGGGGUAUCUUUCGAUCAAUGAUUUCCCAGUGCUUUAUGGAACUACUAAAUGAGGAGGAGAUCCGUGGCUCACCUAUUCUUAACAUGGUAGAGCAUAAGUUGAUUCCAGCGUUCCUUGGGUACAUACCCCUUGCUAGUUCAGAGGUUGUUCCUCGACUGUCCCAAAAGAGGUCUGCGCUCUACUAUCUGGGUAGAUUGUUUGCCUUUGCCGUUGUUUAUAAUGUAAGAUUUCCAAAGGUUUUUGAUUCCAGGUUGAUCUCAUGCCUCAUAGGAGGGAGACUCUAUCUUGACAACGAGAUCAACAACAAAUACAAGGCUGAGCGCGAAAACGAUCCCAUGUUCAACGUUAACGGAACCCCAGUCGAUCUUCUGUAUCCAAUUAACUCGCAGUUUUACAAAAAGUACUAUGGCUCUGCAGACAAACUCUUUAAGUUUACCCUAGGCAAGCUAUAUACAGAAGGGCGGGCCAAGGGCUACAUCACUGGUCCUCCUGGCAACAUGGACGACCUCACCCAUCUUGUUUCGGCCCUUAAAGAUAUCCCUGACUACAAGGUUCCAGAAAUUUUUGAUGAUAUGGCAACCCCAGACUUUGUGGUGUCGACACGGAAGCUGACCGAGACAAAGAAUUGCGUUCUGAAGUGGGUUAUUUCGCUGUUCAAUGGAAUCAAAUCUGGAGACGCCUUUAAAAAGCAUCUUUCCGAAUUCAGAAACGGAUUUAGACAGCCAUUUGGCAAUGCAAUGUCACAAAAGUCAGACGAGAGGGUGCAAAAGAUAUGUCAGCGAAUUGAUAAGGCGCUUUCAGAGAUAUCCCUCAAUGACUUUGAGGCUCUCUUUAUGGCAGAUCUGGAGAUAGACCGAGCCACAAUUGCAAAUAUCAUCCAGCCAUACACUAAGUCAGAUCCGUUGGAGAAUCUGGGAGAGUCUAAGCCGAACAUUAGAGAUCGCAAGAAGGUUCUAGACAAUCUGAUUUCUUGCCUAAAGCAGGUUAUCCUAAACCCCAAAUUAAUGAACUCAACAAGCCUAGGAGACUUUAUGUAUGCAGCCACGGGCAGCAGAUACACCAUUGGCAUAACACUGUAUGUCAAGGCACACAACGAAGGGCCCCUUGUCAUCUUCCACACAUGCAACAAUCUCAUUGAGCUGCCGUCCAGUGUCAAGAGCAUAGAAGAAAUGCACAGAGUUCUGUUAUUCAGCAUGUAUGAAGCAGUUCACGGUGGAUUUGGCAUUGCAUAA